Messenger RNA from Leopardus geoffroyi (Geoffroy's cat), 9926 nucleotides. It is a transcript of the gene ZFYVE26, whose product is annotated as zinc finger FYVE-type containing 26. NCBI's taxonomy places the organism in Eukaryota, Metazoa, Chordata, Mammalia, Carnivora, Felidae. Gene Ontology annotation, cellular component: lysosomal membrane; midbody; centrosome. The record is from RefSeq and is a predicted model, not a curated record. Bases 174 to 7814 code for a protein of 2546 amino acids. Gene Ontology annotation, molecular function: phosphatidylinositol-3-phosphate binding; metal ion binding. The transcript has 42 exons. Gene Ontology annotation, biological process: double-strand break repair via homologous recombination; mitotic cytokinesis; regulation of cytokinesis.
CUCCGGCAACCUCCCGAAUGGGAUCUAUCACCUGACUCGGCUCAAACAUGGCUGCGCUGGAAGCUCUAUUGCUUUGGGUACCAGGAGCAGGAGGCGCUCCACGAAUGAGAAAAUUGACAAUGUGUUCUGCGUAAUUCAUCUCUUUCUAUCUCCCUGCACUCUGUGCUGGGAAAAUGCAUCAUCCAUUUGGAAAAGAGGAAAUUGCUUCUCAGAAGCAGCUUUUUGGGUUUUUCUGUGAGUGCCUUCGCAGAGGAGAAUGGGAGCUGGCACAGGCAUGUGUACCUCAGCUACACGAGGCACAAGGGGAUAUCCCAAAGAAGGUGGAAGAUAUACUUCAGGCGCUCGUGGUGUGUCCAGAUCAGCUGAGAUGUGGACAGGACAUCAACCCUCAAAGAUUAGCCUGGAUCUGGUUUCUUGUACUGGAAAAAUGGUUCUCCCAGGAAAAGAAAUUACUCCCAAGUGUUUUCCGGAGAAAGCUUGAGUUUCUUUUAUUAUCAGAAGACCUCCAAAGUGACAUUCCUGAGGACAUCCUCAAGGAGCUAUAUGAGGCCCUAGCACAAGAUUCAGGAGGCCCUGUGCUUGACGGAAAUCAGAGGCGGGAUAGCUGGACCCCUCGGCUCAGCUCAGAAGCCGUCUCUGUGCUCUGGGAUCUUCUGAGGCAGUGUCCCCAGCCAGCACAGGCCCUGCUGGAGCUCCUGCUUAGAGAAGACGACGGCACUGGCCUCUGUGGCUGGCCCCUGCAGAAGGCACUGGUGGACUUCAUUCGAAGGGCGCUUCAGGCUGUGCGGGGCUCCGCCGCUGGGCCCCCUGGUGAAGUAGAUGCUAUCUAUGGAGCCCUGCGGACUCUGCAUUGCCCUGCAGAGCCUCUCGAAGUUGAGCUGCAUCUCCUUUGUGAGGAACUACUGGAGGCCUGCAGGGCUGAGGGGAACCCCCUGCAGGAGGAGCGGGUGCUCAGCUGCCUGCUCCACAAGGCAGGACGGAGCCUGCUAUCCCUGUAUGGCCAUACUUAUGCAGAGAAGGCCGCAGAAAAGCCAGCGAAGACCAUACCCUCGGGAAAAGUCUCCCCCGAUCAUCUAGAUCCUGAGCAGGCAAUGCUGGCCCUGUUCUCCAAUCCUGACCCUGCCCAGGCUUGGAAAUCAGCCUAUUUCUACUGCUUGAGCAACAGCAAGCACUUCCUCGAGCAGAUCCUGGUGACGGCACUUACGCUGCUGAAAGAGGAAGACUUCCCAAGUCUUGGCUGCCUACUCGACAGAGAAUUCAGGCCUCUCAGUCGACUGCUCGUGCUCCUGGGCUGGACACACUGCCAGAGCCUAGCAUCAGCCAAGAGUCUGCUCCAGACACUCCACAGGACCCAGGACCAGGGCUGUGACAAGCUCCUCAGGGAUGCCUGUGAUGGGCUGUGGGCUCACCUAGAGGUCCUGGAGUGGUGUGUACAGCAGAGCAGCAACCCCAUACCAAAGAGAGAUCUCUUAUGUCAUUUACAUGGUGGAGACAGCCACUCUGUGCUGUACUCCCUCCAUCACCUUACCAACCUUCCAGCUCUCAGGGAGGAAGAUGUUCUCAAGCUCUUACAGAUGGUGCCAGCCAAGGACCCCCAGCAAGAGCAUGAUUCAGCCGAUGCCCCAGUCCCUGAGCACCUGAGCCAGUGUCAGAACCUGACCCUGUACCAGAGCUUCUGUGCCAUGAAGUAUGCCAUCUAUGCCCUCUGUGUGAACUCACACCAGCACUCCCAGUGCCAAGAAUGCAGAGAGAGCCCUUCUGAGGACCUGGCCUUGGCUGCAGAGCCAGCAAAUGAUUCUGUCUCCUCCCCAGGUGCUUCAGAUCUCUUCUCAGCAUACCUGGCCAGAUGUCAACAGUAUCUGUGCAGUAUUCCUGACUCUUUGUGCCUGGAACUUCUAGAAAACAUCUUCUCAUUGCUCCUCAUCACCUCUGCCGAUCUUCACCCAGAGCCUCACCUGCCUGAGGACUAUGCUGAGGAUGAUGACGUUGGGAGGAAGGGCCUGAUGGAUUUGAGGUCACCAUCAGAGAGCCCUCAGCACAUAGCACAACCUGAGAAGAAGUCAGAACGGGGUGGCCAGGGAGUCCCCAGGAGCCUUGCUUCUAUAAUCCCAAGCUGUCUGAAGACAGAGCCAAAAGACAGUUCCCCAGAGCCCCAUGGGCACAGCUUUUUGGACCUAAAGCACUUUACUAGUGGUAUCAGUGGGUUCCUGGCUGAUGAAUUUGCAAUAGGGGCCUUCCUCAGGCUUCUCCAGGAGCAGCUGGAUAAACUCAGUAGCCACAACCCCCCUGAGAAGCCAAAGCUCCCAGAAGGCCAGAGCUGCUCUGGAAGCAGAGACGGACUGCAGAGCCGCUUGCACCGGUUUUCCAAGGUUCUUUCUGAGGCCCAGUGGAGAUACAAGGUGGUAUCAAGCAACCAGGGCUCAGAGGAACAACCUUCCCGAAGAUACCGGCCCAUUGCCACACGGCACCCAAGUCUCCGCCGGGGGCGUCGGACUAGAAGGAGCCGGCCAGAUGGCCGGGACAAAGGUUCCAAUCCAUCCCUGGAAAGUACAAGUAGUGAGCUGAGCACAAGUACUUCAGAAGGAAGUCUGAACACUGUGUCUGGAAGGAACGAGCUGGAUGGCCGAUUGCAGCCUCAGUCUCAAAGUUCAGUCAUCCCCAUGAUGUUCUCCCCACCUGAGUCACUGCUGGCAUCCUGCAUCCUCCGGGGGAACUUUGCAGAAGCCCACCAGGUGGUGUUCAUGUUCAACCUGAAAUCCUCGCCCAGCUCAGGGGAACUGAUGUUUGUGGAGCGCUACCAAGAGGUGAUCCAGGAACUGGCCCGGGUAGAGCACAAGAUUGAAAACCAGAACUCAGAUGGCGGGAGCAGCACCAUUCGGAGAACAGGCAGCGGCCGCUCGACUCUACAAGCCAUCGGCAGCGCAGCAGCAGCAGGAAUGGUAUUUUACUCCAUCUCUGAUGUGACUGACAAGCUGCUCAGCACCGCUGGAGAACCCAUCCCCACCCUCCAGGAGGACUUUUGGAUAAGCCACACCCUGGUGGAGCCCACUGCUCCCCUGAGAGAGGUUCUGGAAGACCUCAGUCCCCCUGCCAUGGCUGCAUUUGACCUAGCUUGCUCUCAGUGCCAGCUCUGGAAAACCUGCAAGCAGCUCUUAGAAACAGCUGAACGACGUCUAAACAUUAGCCUCGAGAGCCGGGGUCGGCGGCUAGACCAGGUACUCCUCAAUGCUGAUGGCAUUCGAGGUUUUCCUGUUGUUCUUCAGCAAAUCAGUAAGAUUCUCAAUUAUCCACUUAUAUCAGCUGGACAAACUAAAUCGGAGAGUGUAGAAGAAAAAGGAGGGGGCCCUCCACGGUGCAGCAUAGCUGAGCUGCUUCAGAUGUGUUGGCCCAGCCUAACCGAGGACUGUGUCGCCGGCCACACCACCCUGUCCCAGCAGCUGGAACAAGUCCUCCAGGCGCUGAGAGAGGCUCUACAGCUGCCAGAGCCCAGGAGUACUCCACUCUCCUCACUGGUGGAGCAGGCGGCCCAGAAAGCUCCAGAGGCAGAGGCCCACCCUGUGCACAUCCAGACUCAGCUCCUCCAGAAGAAUUUGGGCAGACAGACCCCAGCAGGCAGCAGACAGACUGACUACCUAGGCACCUUCUUCAGUUACUGCAGCACCAUGGCCGCGGUUCUCCUUCGGAGUUUGAGUUCUGAGCCCGAUCACAUGGAAGUCAAGGUAGGAAAUCCAUUUGUUCUCCUGCAACAGAGCUCUUCCCAACUUGUGUCACACCUCCUGCUUGAGCGACAAGUUCCCCCAGACAGGCUGGCAGUCCUUCUGGCCCGAGAGGGGCUCAACCUGAGUGUGCCGAAGGUCAUUGUUAACUGCUGCUGUGAGCAUCUUGCCCUUUGCUCUUCCCAGCAAAGUCAGCAGACAUCAUCCCUUGUGACCCAGCUGGGCGUCAUGGUCCAGCUGCACACCUCCCACUGCCUGAAUGACCUCCCACUUUCUACACUGAGCUCCCCGAAGCCAACUGGGAAUCCCACACUGGAGAGAAAGCCCCGCUCCUCCCCAAGGGAUUCAUCACUCCCAGCCCUUACCUCUUCUGCCUUGGCCUUCCUUAAGUCCCGCUCAAAGCUGCUGGCCACAGUGGCCUGUCUAGGAGCUUCCCAGGGGUCAAAGCUCACCAAACCCAGCUUGUCAUGGAAGGAGCUUCGUGGCCGCAGGGAAGUGCCUCUGAGUGCAGAGCAGGUAGCCCAGGAGUGUGAACGCCUCCUGGAACAGUUCCCUAUGCUUAAGGCCUCCCUCAUGGCUGCCUGGGAGCCCCUACGACGGACCACUGAGCAGGGGCAGAGCCUGGCAGUGAGUCUCUGUGGUCGGGCCAGUCUGUCUACCGUCCUCCUGGGCCUGCACUCUCCCAGUGCUCUAGACGUGCUUACUGAGGCCUUCAAGGAAGCCCUGCUGGCCAGAGAUUGGCCCCAAGCCCUUCAGCUCACAGAAGUGUAUGGGCGAGAUGUGGAUGACUUGAGCAACAUAAAGGAUGCAGUCCUGAGCUGUGCCGCGGCAUGUGACAAAGACGGUUGGCAGUUCCUGUUUCCUGUGAAGGACGCAUCUCUGAGAAGUCGGCUAACCCUACAGUUUAUGGACAGGUGGCCCCUGGAGUGGUGCCUGGAGAUCCUGGCAUACUGCAUCUCAGACACAACUGUCCAAGAUGGACUGAAGUGUGAGCUACAGAGAAAGCUAGCAGAGCUGCAGGUGUAUCAGAAGAUUCUAGGUUUGCAAGCUACCGUGAUAUGGUGUGACUGGCAGACCCUGAGGAACUGUUGCAUUGAGGACCCAUCAACUGUCAUGAACAUGAUUCUAGAAGCAAAGGAGUAUGGACUGUGUGAAGAGUGGGGCUGCCUCUACCCCAUUCCAAGAGAGCAUUUAAUCAGCCUACAUCAAAAGCAUCUUCUCCACCUUCUAGAAAAAGGACAUCAUGAAAAGGCUCUGCAACUCCUACGAAGAAUACCUGACCCCACCAUGUGCCUUGAGGUCACAGAGCAAUCCCUUGACCAGCACCCUAGCUUAGCCGCUUCUCACUUCCUGGCCAACUACCUCACCACCCACUUCUACGGAGAACUGUCUGCUGUCCGACACCGUGAAAUCCAGGCGCUAUACAUAGGAUCCAAGGUUCUACUGACCUUACCUGAGCCGCACCGGGCCAACUACUCCCAUUUGUCUUCUAACCCCCUCCUCAUGCUGGAACAGCUACUCAUGAACAUGAAAGUGGACUGGGCCACUGUGGCUGUGCAGACUCUGCAGCAGCUGCUAACUGGGCAGGAGAUUGGCUUUACCAUGGAUGAGGUUGACUCACUGCUUUCCAGAUAUGCAGGAAAAGCCUUGGAUUUCCCGUACUCUCUGAGGGAGAAACGAUCAGCAUUUUCCCUCUCUACAGAUUCUGUGAUUCAUCUCCAGGAAGUUGGGCAGGCUUCAGACCUUGAGACCUUGUCUAGAUCUCCAUCAGCAGAGUUCUCUUCUGCUGCUGCUCCUGGUGUCUCCACUGUACGUUCCCCCAGUCCAAGGGAGAGGAGCUUCCCAGAGAAUCAGCCCCCCCCAGAGUUUGUCCCCCCAGCAACACCCCCUGGCAGGCAUCAGUGGGUGCCCGAUGAGAGUGCAAGCGUCUGCAUGGUCUGCUGCAGGGAGCGCUUCACCAUGUUCAACAGGCGUCAUCAUUGUCGCCGCUGUGGCCGGCUAGUGUGCAGUGCCUGCUCCACUAAGAAAAUGCAGGUGGAAGGCUGCAGAGAGAGCCCUACUCGCGUGUGUGACCAGUGCUAUAGUUACUACAACAAAGAUGUGCCAGAGGAGAAUCCAGAACAACCAGAAGCACCACCCAGCUCCAAGAGUGAAAGCCCUCCAUACUCAGCUGUGGUGAGAGUCCCCAAAGCAGCUGAGGUGGAAUGGAUUUUGGAUCUGAAUGAGGAGGAAAAUGAGCUGAUGCGGAGUGAAUUCUACUACGAGCAGUCCCCCAGUGCCUCCUUGUGCAUUGCCAUCUUGAAUCUGCACCGGGACAGCACUGCGUGUGGCCACCAGCUAAUUGAGCACUGCUGCAAGCUGUCCCAGGGCCUCACCAACCCAGAGGUGGAUGCAGGGCUACUCACAGACAUCAUGAAGCAGCUUCUUUUCAGCGCCAAGAUGAUGUUCGUCAAGGCUGGCCGGAGCCAGGACCUCGCUCUCUGUGACAGCUACAUCAGCAAGGUAGAUGUGCUGAAUAUCUUAGUUGCUGCUUCAUAUCGCCACGUGCCAUCUCUGGAUCAGAUCUUGCAGCCGGCUGCAGUAACCAGGCUAAGGAACCAGCUUUUGGAAGCUGAGUACUACCAACUGGGUGUUGAGAUCUCCACAAAGACUGGCCUUGAUCCCACUGGAGCGUGGCAUGCUUGGGGCAUGGCCUGCCUCAAAGCCGGGAACCUCACUGCUGCACGGGAGAAGUUCAGUCGCUGUCUGAAGCCCCCUUUUGACCUCAAUCAGCUGAGUCAUGGCUCAAGACUGGUACAAGAUGUGGUUGAGUACCUGGAGUCCACAGUGAGGCCACUCCUGUCCUUGCAAGAUGAUGAUUAUUUUGCUACCUUGAAAGAACUGGAAACUACCCUUCGGACCCAGAGCCUCUCUCUGGAGGUGAUUCCUGAAGGGAAAAUCAUGAACAACACCUACUACCAAGAAUGCCUCUUCUACUUGCAUAACUAUAGCACCAACCUGGCCAUCAUCAGCUUCUACAUGAGGCACAGCUGCCUACGGGAAGCGUUACUCCACCUCCUCAACAAGGAGAGUCCUCCAGAAGUCUUCAUAGAAGGCAUUUUCCAGCCAAGCUAUAAAAGUGGGAAGCUACACACUUUGGAAAACUUGCUAGAAUCCAUUGAUCCAACCUUAGAGAGCUGGGGAAAGUACUUGAUAGCUGCCUGCCAACAUUUACAGAAGAAGAACUACUACCACAUUCUAUAUGAGCUACAGCAGUUUAUGAAGGACCAAGUCCGGGCCGCCAUGACCUGUAUCCGGUUCUUCAGUCACAAAGCAAAGACUUACACAGAACUGGGAGAGAAACUCUCGUGGUUGCUUAAGGCCAAGGACCACCUGAAGAUCUACCUCCAAGACACCUCUCGCAGCACCAGAAGGAAGAAAACCACCUUCUUCCAAAAGAAGAUGACUGCAGCUGAUGUGUCCAGGCACAUGAACACACUUCAGCUGCAGAUGGAAGUGACCAGGUUCUUACAUCGGUGUGAAAGUGCUGGGACCUCUCAAAUCACCACCUUGCCUCUGCCAACCCUCUUUGGAAAUAACCACAUGAAAAUGGAUGUUGCCUGCAAGGUCAUGCUAGGAGGGAAAAAUGUGGAAGAUGGUUUUGGAAUUGCAUUCCGUGUUCUGCAGGACUUCCAGCUGGAUGCUGCAGCAACCUACUGCAGAGCUGCCCGGCAGCUGGUGGAGAGGGAGAAAUACAGUGAAAUCCAACAGCUGCUCAAGUGUGUCAGUGAGUCAGGCAUGGCGGCCAAAAGUGAUGGGGACACCAUCCUCCUCAACUGCUUGGAAGCAUUCAAGAGAAUUCCACCCCAGGAGCUGGAGGUCCUGAUCCAGGCAAUACACAGUGAUGACAACAAGGUUCAGGCCUACCUGACGUGUUGCAAACUGCGUUCUGCCUACUUGGUUGCCGUGAAGCAAGAACACUCACGGGCUGCAGCCCUUGUCCAGCAGGUGCAGCAGGCUGCCAGGAGCAGCGGGGAUGCAGUAGUGCAAGACAUCUGCACCCAGUGGCUUCUGACGAGCCACACCCGGAGCACCCACAGCUCAGGCUCCAGAAAGUGACCGUGUGCAGCGAGGCCUGACUACUAUAGAAUAGGAGAGAUGGAGAUGAUCUCUACCUCUCCCCUCCUGUGCAGUGGGACUUCCCCGGCUCUGCCCCAGGUCGGAAAGAGCUGGAUCGGACCCUACUUGCCACCUUGGGCAAGGAUAGGACCUUUCACGCCACGCAAGUGCCAUGUUUCUGUCAAACUGUGGGAUCUACGUGUUCGUCCGGAGAUGGCCAGUUCUUUCUACCUCAGCGUGAGUAAGUGUGUGUGCACACUUCUGUGCACUCAUGUUUACGCCUAAGCAUUUCUGAACAAACAAAACUCUUCCCCACCAAAAAGAGGCACUUUACUUUAGACUUCUGCCAGUCUGCACACCUUCCCUGCGUUUUGGUUCUUAACCCGGGUCAUCCUCUUUGUACACAGUUCCCUCCGUGUGGAGAUGCUCAAUGGCUCCUCAGAACUAGAAGGGUUUUACAGAGAAUUAUAGAGCAGCACCAGAAGGAUUGCCUCUUUUCUUCCUUCUCUCCCCAAAAUUCAGAGAUGGCGAGGGGCAAGUGCUACCUGUGGAAUAAAACUUCCGAGUGUGCCCUCUCACAAGCACAAGGAGUAACCAUGAGUCUCUGGAAGGUAGUCUGAACAGAAGCGUCCUCAGGUGCUGGCGUCUGAAAGCUGUGGGUGCAGACAGUGAGGGGGCCAGAGCCCCACUCACCAGCAGAGGGGCACCAUCGCAUUCAUGCUGUGGGGAAACAAAGGGGAACCUCUCCAAAAAGAAUGCAGGGGGCUUGCUUACAAGCACAGAGCUGGCUUUUGUGAAUAUCCCUGCAGGAAAGAGAGAAUGUGGCUCCCUCUUAGAGAGUCUGGGGAGAGAAAUGGUAGCCAAGAUCCUAGCCCUAAAAUGGCUAGACUACCUGUUUGAGUUAACAGCCUGUUUGUGCUCCUUAAAAUGGUCAGGAAUCCACUUCCUCUUCUGUCCUGCUUCUCUACAGUCUCAUCAGGACCACAGGGUGAAUACAUAGAGGCCUAGGGUCCUUGAGAAGGCAGUACACUUCUCUGUCUUCACAGAGGGAAUCAGGGUUUGGGCCUGCAAAGAGUCAGAACAAGGGGAUGAUGAAAUGGUCCUGUCCAGUUGAUGGAAAACCAGGUGAAGUACUCCUUUAAUAUGCACUGGCUUGUGUUCCCACACCAGAUAUGAUUUUUUUUUUAAUGUUUUAUUUUAUUUUUGAGAGAGAGAGAGAGAGAGGGAGAGAGAGAGAGAGAGAGAGAGAGAGAGAGAGAGAGAGCGUGCACGCAUGAGUGGGGGAGGGGCAGAGAGAGAGGAAGACAGAGAAUCCGAAGCAGGCUCCAGGCUCUGAGCUGUCAGCACAGAGCCCAAUCCGGGGCUCGAGCUUUCAGACCGUGAGAUCAUAACCUGAGCCGAAGUCGGACACUCAACCAACUGAGCCACCCAGGCACCCCCAGACAUGAUUUUAAAAGGGUCUGUUGUACUCAAUGACUUGGAUUUGCAAGUGAGGGCCCUAAGAAAAAGCUGCAGCUCUGAGCCUCCCACCAGCCAGAGCUCAGUCUGUUGAUCUCACAUCUGCUGCUGAAACAAACAGGAACUGGAAGCCAAAGUCAGUAUCUCUGGUGCUUAGACCCUGUGGAUUUCUUUCUGAACCAGGUUUUUUGGUAGUAAAAAAAUAACCAUCAUGGGCAUCUGUCAGAUUCAAAGUUUUGGUCCUGUAGAGAAGAGAAGCUUCAAAGAAAAUAUUAGAUCUCUUUUGGGGGAGGUUUAACAAGUCAAGUGGCUUUUCCUUCUUCGAGUCACACAAUGCAUCUGUCUUCCAGGAAACAUCAUUCCCUGGCAUCCGCUUGUCCUUCUAAGUCUGCCCUCUUUGCACUGAACAUAAGCACUUUAUAUGAAUGGGUUGCAAAUCUUGCAGCCCUUAAUUUGGGAUGUUAAAACCAGAUUUUUCUGACUUUUUCCUCUAAUUAGUUGAACUAUAAAAUAGGUAACCAUUGACUAGACUGACAUAAGAUGACGCUAAAGGCCUUUGAGCAUCACGCUAUGGUCUCCAGGGAAAAAAAAGUACAUGUUGAAGGGUUGAAUGUUUUACUACAAGCAAGCCACAAUAAAGUAUCUGUCCUACCA